GGUGGCUCAGUGCUUCAAAUUCGUCGCUGGGACGAUAUGAGGCUGCCGAGACCUUUGAACUUCAUCUUGAAGCUGCACUGUGGCUGUACAUGCUUUCAGUUGGUGGAUUAAUGUUGUGUGCGAGAUGUUAAGAUGGUGUUGCUACAGUGCAGUUCAUCGAGUUUGGUAGAGGUUGUUUUGUACUUGGGUCUGGGACAAGGCCAAAGAUUUCUGCUUUGCAAUAUCUUUUCAGGGCCUGUCGACGUCUGAUGUUUUCCGGACGAGCACCCACGCCGUGGCCGCACCUUGUGGUCUUUACGAGUAGCUUGCUUGGUAACAAUAAGCUAAUCUUUCAUAGUUUCAUCCAAUUGGAAUGUUCAAUUCAAUGGCUUCUUUGCUUUGGCAGGAAUUUCGCGUUGGGUCCCAAGAAACUGUGGUGUUGGUCAACCAAUCACCAUCGUGCUGUGCCUCAGUACGGGAAGGAUGCCGGAAGGAUUCGUUACACACUCGACGAUCACGUUUUCCAAGUUUGAGAUGCAUGGCAGACAACUCAACUUGGGUAAAAAAUGCACCGGCAAAAUCGAAAUUGCGGAGCUUCAACAACGCAGCGACGGAUGGAACAGCAGAACUUACCACCAAAAGGGUAGUUCAAUAUGGAAAACCGAUCGUCAUGUACUCCCCCCUCAUUUAUGAGCGUGCACCAGGUUCUCAGCCCGCGGCACCAGGAAACCAUAUGGGUUUCGUCGGAUGAUGAGAGAUAUGUUACUUGUACCUCUUCCUCGCCCUCUCGCUUGUUUGCGUCAUGGAUGAGUGGUUGACCCUUUACGAAGAAGAUGUGGCUACGAAAGGAGAAGAGUAUGAAUGUGCCGGUGGUGGAGGUCACGGCAUCCACUCCUUUGAAGGCGCAUUUUGACGACUUGGGCAUGAGGAAGGAGGAAAGUGGUGUGUACAAUUCCUCUGUUGUUGACGACGAGAAGGAAUUUGCUGGGCCCCCCAAGCCUAGCUUCUAUCAACGGGUGAAGUCCGCUUUCCAUCUCAGCAGUAAGUUACAUCUUGAGAAAGGUAUGCAAGUAACUAACAUUCAUAGGGGAGCCACUUCCUAAUAUUUAUUCCGAUAUUUACUAUGGAAAGGCUGACUGGAGGUCAAUUGGCAAUUUACUACUAGCAGUAUACGCCACAGUCCUCUCUGGUGUAUCCCUCGCUAUCGCAGUCUGGCAACCGCGAUAUGGAAAAUGGAUUAGUCCCAAUGGACCCAUUAUCCCCUCCACGGCAGACUUGUUAUUUUCCAUCAUUGCGAAAAGUAUUGAGAUUGCGUCGGUUGGGCUAUACAUGACCUUCCUCGGACAAUGUCUCACCAAGCGCUGUCUUCGCUCACGUGGGAUCGGCCUUCCUGACAUCGCGGUUCGCGAGUGGCUACUUCAACCCGGCUUUGUAAUUUGGAGCUUGGAGAAUCUCAAGUAUGCAAGCACGACCCUUUUGGGAUUCAACUCGUUCCUGACUGCGAUUGCGGUCUUCUUCUUCACGGUAGCGUCGAACUCGCUUGUUUCACCGCAUAUCACGCUCGGGAACUGGGAAUCCACGCAAUUCUACGGCGAGGCUCGACAGAAUUUUGGGAACUCGGUCAUUAUCAAAGAGGAGUGCUGGGCACCGAUCAAUGCGAGACUUGAUAAUCAAGAUGUUGGGGAGUCUUGUAUGAAUGUCCUCGCUUCGGGGCUUGCGCUUCAAGAUUUAAACAAUUAUAUGAAGGAGUGGGCUGGGCGUGCGAAGGAUAACAAGAACACCACUGAUUCUGACCGGCCAGUGGCCACCAGUUCGAUAUUCACUGAUACACGGACCUCAGGACGUUGGGUGGAAAAGUCAACACCCAACAUUUCUGCUAACUUUGAUACAUAUGGUAGAGUUGUGAAUAACGUCACCCUCUCAAUGCCGCAUCCAGUUGUCUAUUACUCAGUUCGAAAGGAGUUUCCCAAGGCAAAGAAGGGUUCUGGCCUCGGGGAGUAUACUAUGAAAGCUUCAGUUUUGUCUCCGACGAGCAACACUAUGUGCGUCAACAUGAACCGAUCUGAGGCAGCACCUCUGGUAUACCUCGAAUGGCCUGGACCUCACAUCACACCUGGUGUCGCACGUAGAGGCUGGGAUAAAGAUCUAUAUGGCAACCACACAAAUUACAAAUCCAACAUCACUGCAACACACGUAGGCUCCAUCUUCAAAUGGGGAUCCAAAUACGACCGACAACCACCCAUCUUCCCUCAGGUACGUAAAGCUACAACCAAAAUAUCAACCAGCCCCUCGCUAACCCUUCACAGUGGCCAAUCGACUUCAACUCCGUAAUCAACAUCAACAUCCCCCAUGGCGACUCCAUCUACAUUCUCAUCAAAUCCCCCAACACAACCGACUACACCAUCUGCCAAAUGCAAGGCUACCUCUCCCCCGACUGCAGCACUAAACACGUCCAAAACGUCGGCGCCACAUCCCUACAAAGCGAUUGCGACGACAAGGACCUAAGUUUCGCCGCCUCCAUCGCACCCUCAACCUUCCACUCCCGCCCAGACAAAGACUUCCGCGACGUCCUCGGCGCCUGGGCGAUAGCCGUAGGACUGAACAGCGGCCUCCUCUCCUCCAACACCUCCCUCGGCCACGUCCUCUCCCAGCUCGUCAUUCCCACGCCUGCCCCCUCCAACACCAGCACCCAGACCCAACCACAAACCCAAAAACUCCGCUUAAACCCCACCCUCCCCUCCCUCUCCGAAGCCCUCGCCGUCCUCUCCGCCUCCAUGCUCCUAAAAGCCUCCAUAAACACCACCAGCUUCACCAACACCAGCUUCCCCUUCCCGCUCCCCGUGCCCCGCACCUCUCUCUCGCUCCCCUACCCCGUGCGUGUCCAAACACAGCAGUUCCGCUCCGGGCCCCCGGCCCCCUGGCAGGGGAUCCUGUAUCCGGUGCUGCUUAUUAUGUUUUUAGCGAAUGCGUACUGUUUGGUUUAUUUUUUGA
Hymenoscyphus albidus is the source of this 2970-nucleotide messenger RNA. NCBI's taxonomy places the organism in Eukaryota, Fungi, Ascomycota, Leotiomycetes, Helotiales, Helotiaceae. The record is from the annotation of a GenBank genome assembly.